Messenger RNA from Trametes versicolor FP-101664 SS1, 1422 nucleotides. RefSeq names its product bacterial hemoglobin. NCBI's taxonomy places the organism in Eukaryota, Fungi, Basidiomycota, Agaricomycetes, Polyporales, Polyporaceae. The transcript has 3 exons. The record is from RefSeq and is a predicted model, not a curated record. Gene Ontology annotation, biological process: cellular response to nitrosative stress; nitric oxide catabolic process. Gene Ontology annotation, cellular component: intracellular anatomical structure. Gene Ontology annotation, molecular function: nitric oxide dioxygenase [NAD(P)H] activity; oxygen binding; heme binding. Bases 1 to 1302 code for a protein of 433 amino acids.
AUGUCCAAGAUCAUCGAGUCCAGCGAGAAUUUGCCUCACCCCCCGCCUCUUACUCCGGAACAGCGCAAGCUCAUCACCGCCACCGUCCCCAUACUCAAAGAGCAUGGCGUGACCAUCACAACCCUCUUCUACAGGCAGAUGCUUGAGGCCAAUCCCGACCUGCGGAACGUCUUCAGCCACAGCAAACAGCAGCGCGGCCUUCAGGCAGAGGCACUAGCCCGUGCCGUCUACGCCUACGCGGCCAACAUCGAGGAUCUCACCCCCAUCCUCCCUGUCGUAGAGCGCAUCGCGCACAAGCACACCUCCGUCCACAUCGUUCCAUCCCAGUACGCCAUCGUCGGCAAGCACCUCCUCGAGGCCAUUACCCAGGUCGUCGGCGCCGACGUCUUCAAAGGCGACCUCUACGACGCCUGGGGCGCGGCCUACUGGAACCUCGCGCACAUCUUCAUCAACCGCGAGCACGAGCUCUACGAGGCCGCUCAGUGGGUCGGCUGGCGCGACUUCGUGGUCGCCAGAAAGGUGCAGGAGUCCGACGAGAUCACGUCGUUUUACCUCAAGCCUAAGGAUGGCAGGCCGCUCGAGCCGUACCGCCCCGGCCAGUACAUCUCCGUCCAGAAGUUUGUGCCAGAACUCGGCGUGUACCAGUCCAGACAAUACUCGCUCUCCGACGCGCCGAACCCCGAGCACUUCCGUAUCUCGGUGAAGCGCGAGCCCGGCAUCCGCGCCGUCGCGCCCUCCGGCGCGCUCGACUCCACACAAGCCGCGCACCCGGGGUGGCUCUCGAACCUCCUCCACGCGACGCUGGCGGAGGGCGACCCGAUCGAGGUCGCGUUCCCCUUCGGGGAGUUCUACCUCGACGACUCGCCCGCGCCAGUCGUCCUGCUUUCCGCGGGCGUCGGCCUCACCCCGCUCCUCGCGAUGCUCAACACGCUCGUGCGGGCGGACUCGGGCAACGAGCGCGAGGUCAGCUGGGUGCAGGCCGUGCGCAACGAGCGCGUGCAUGCGUUCAGGGACCAUGUCCGGAGGGUGCGGGAGGCGCAUGCUGGCCGUGUGCGCACACAUGUAUUCUACUCGGAGCCGGGCGCUGGCGUUGUGGAGGGGCGCGAUUUCGAUGUGAGGGGCCGCCUUGACCUUGGGAAGGUGCCGAGGGAGGUGCUCCGUCUGGAUGCGGAGGACGCGCAGUACUAUGUGUGCGGGCCGGAGGCGUUCAUGGCGGACACGAUUGGUGGCCUGCGGGCGCGGGGUGUGGACGCGAGCAGGAUACAUGCGGAGGUGUUCGGCUCGGGGGCGACACCGCAGUAGGCGCAUGGGAGACGUAGAGGCGUUUUGAGGCCAGUUGUAUUGUAUUGCAUCACAUUGUAUCGCGCACACCCCCACUUAGCCUAUGUAUUUUUAUGUCUUCGACUCUCGCCUAUGUCGAGG